Molecule: messenger RNA, 1024 nt
Organism: Helianthus annuus (common sunflower)
Lineage: Eukaryota; Viridiplantae; Streptophyta; Magnoliopsida; Asterales; Asteraceae
Product: vesicle-associated protein 1-1
Exons: 8
Coding region: 116-823 (235 amino acids)
Biological process (GO): endoplasmic reticulum membrane organization
Cellular component (GO): plasma membrane; endoplasmic reticulum membrane
Source: RefSeq, a predicted model, not a curated record
UCUCCAACAGAUUAUCGGAUCAUAUUUAUAUCUCUCUCCAUCUUUCCCAAAAUCACAAACAUUCUUUUAUGAUUCCUUUUCCUUCACAUUUUCUAAAUCCAACGCAAAAACAAAAAUGAGUACAGGGGAGCUCCUCAAUGUCGAACCUUUAGAACUCAAAUUCCCAUUUGAAUUGAAGAAACAGAUCUCAUGCUCGCUUCAGUUAUCGAAUAAAACAGAGAAUCAUGUAGCCUUCAAGGUGAAGACAACGAAUCCGAAGAAGUAUUGUGUUCGUCCCAACACCGGGCUUGUUUUGCCUAGAUCAACAUGUGAUGUAACAGUAACAAUGCAAGCGCAGAAGGAAGCUCCUCCUGACAUGCAAUGCAAGGAUAAGUUUCUUCUUCAGAGUGUUGCUGUAAGCCAAGGAAUAGCCCCCAAGGACAUUACCCCAGAAAUGUUCAGUAAGCAGCCAGGGCGCGUUGUCGAAGAGUGCAAAUUGAGAGUUAUAUAUCUUCCUCCACCCCAACCACCUUCACCCGUUCUUGAAGAUCCCAAUGAAGGGGUGGCUUCACCCAAAGUGUCAUUUAACAGUGGGAAUUUGAACGGACCCGAGGUUACAAGACAAAUUACGAACUCUGAUGAUAAAUCGUCUGAGGUACGAUCUCUCAUUGCAAAGUUGACGGACGAAAAGAAUGCUGCUAUUCAACAAAGCAACAAAAUUCGUCAGGAAAUUGAACUCUUGAUGCGUGGAGGCAACAAAAGUCAGGGGGCCGGUGUUUCGAUCAUCAUUGUCAUCGCCAUUUGUUUGAUUGGUCUAGUUUUGGGAUACAUAAUGAAGAAUUGAAGUGAGCCUCAAAUUCCUUUUUUCACAUUAUAUUUGCCAGAAUUGAUGUAAAAAGAGAGAAGACAUUCAUGGUUUCACAAUUUUUUUGCCCUUGACAUAGUCUUGUGGGGCUAGAAGAUAACAUUAUGUAGGUAGCUUUGUUUUGAUAUUAUUUCCAUUACAUUUUGUAUUUCCUAAUCAAUUAUAAUAUUCCUUUAAUCA